AAGCAGUUCAUCAAAUCUGACGUACCUAAAUUCAUCGUGUGUCAAUCGCAUGACGAGAUUUGAGAAAUGCAUAUGAAUCUGUCAGCUUCGCUAAUAAAAACCAAAGCGAAUUAGCCAAUUGGCUCAGGAUCUGCGGCCACGAUCAUCCAAUAAUUACUUUAGUUUUCUCCGUCCAUAAAUAUACAGCAAUACUCACACAAGUGUGAGUCUACCCAAAAUUCGGCUGACCAUUAACCCUCCGUAGUGGUGGCGCAUUUUGUUUGUGGCGUUUGUAAUUUAGAGCGAGAACCUCUUAGCUUAAAUUGAAAGAUUGGACCAGCAUUAUACUGGAAAUUUUGUGGGUUUUCGCAUAUAGAUUUGUCAUUUGACGGCGCAGUGCAAAAUAGUUACAUUUUGAGGAACCAAGAUGGUUGCACAAGGCUUUACCGUGGACCUUAAUAAGCCUCUUGUCUUCCAGAUGGAAAUUUUACAGGUUGGCCAUCUUGGGGAAGCUUAUCAGGAAUGGGUUCACCAGCCAAUUGCCAGCAAAGAAGGCCCCCGAUUUUUUGAAAGUGAUUUUUGGGAGUUUCUGACGCGUACAGAGUGGUAUGUAAUCCCGCUCAUUUGGCUCCCAGUUGUCGGCUGGUUCGUUUUGAUGUCCAUUUGGAUGGGCCAUACCAUUCUGCAGGUAGCAUUGAUGAUGGCAUUUGGCAUUUUUGUGUGGACUUUGCUAGAAUACACUCUGCAUCGCUUCCUUUUCCACAUCAAGACAAAGAGCUAUUGGGGAAACACCAUUCAUUAUCUUCUUCAUGGUUGUCAUCAUAAGCACCCAAUGGAUGGCCAACGCCUUGUUUUCCCUCCCACUGCAACUGCUAUUCUUUGUGUACCAUUCUGGAACUUGAUAAAAUUCAUGUCUACCCCGUCUAUCACUCCUGCUGUGUUUGGAGGUGGUCUACUGGGUUGUGUAAUGUACGAUGUAACCCAUUACUAUUUGCAUCACGGGCAGCCAACCAGUGUCGUACCUAAAAGUCUGAAGAAAUACCAUUUGAAUCAUCAUUUCCGUAUCCAGAAUAAAGGUUUUGGUAUAACUUCCUCACUCUGGGACAAGGUUUUUGGAACACUACCUUCAACAAUAUCGGCUGAGAAGAGCAGCUAAUUCAAUCGUGAAGCAGUGAUAAUUAGAAGGGGCUUUUAUCCAAUUAUUUACGUUGUUUUCCCAGACUGUGGGAGUUGCACAAAAAAAAAAAAAAUGACGACCACGGAUCCAAUAUUUAUCUUUUGGGAGUCGUGUGACGACGAUGUUGAUCAUUUUGGGAGUUACAUGAAAUUAAAACCUUGUUCAUCAAUCACGUGUAAUGUUGGUAAUGAACUAGACAAACAUGUUAAGAAAGAAAAAUAGUUUAAACUCUUGUUUAGUAUUUUGUAUCAAACCUGCACCGAAGAACGUUCUCGGGUCAGGAUAAUGCCAAUGAAGAUGUUUAAAGUUCUAAAACA
Molecule: messenger RNA, 1473 nt
Organism: Olea europaea var. sylvestris
Lineage: Eukaryota; Viridiplantae; Streptophyta; Magnoliopsida; Lamiales; Oleaceae
Product: dihydroceramide fatty acyl 2-hydroxylase FAH1-like
Exons: 8
Coding region: 407-1135 (242 amino acids)
Biological process (GO): fatty acid metabolic process; lipid biosynthetic process
Cellular component (GO): endoplasmic reticulum; membrane
Molecular function (GO): fatty acid 2-hydroxylase activity; iron ion binding
Source: RefSeq, a predicted model, not a curated record